GUCUAUUCUUGAUCUGUUUAGAUCAUCGAAAGAAGCCUUCUCCUCUUCCCAACAAGCUUUUGUGUUACUAGAAAUCUUGAAUAUGUAAAUUAUACAAAAACGUGAUUUGCAUUUUGGUGUACUAAAAUCAAACACCUGGUUCUCUUUGGCCAUCUACCAGACCCCUGUGCGAUGAUAACUGCCUACAUACUAAACCCACCUCUACACACAUUGCUCAUUUCGAUACAAACUAGGAGAACCCUUCACUCUCAACAAGUCACCGCCUCAACAACAACCAACAACAGCAGCUGCGAUGAAACCCAGUAGAGUGUUUGCCGGGCUGUUCCUGCUGUUGGCUCUCUACUGUGGUUUAGACCCUUUUAAGCACAGUGCAAUCUCCGACUUCCCAGACUUUGUAUCCCAUGAAAUCGACAUGCCCAGUUGGUCCUCGGUUCCUACGGAGAGGGACACCCAGAAUUUGCUUCAGAAAUCGGAGAUAAGGUUCCUUAACCAAGUCCAGGGCCCUGAGAGUGUCGUGUUUGAUCCACAAGGACGUGGGCCGUAUGCUGGUGUUGCUGAUGGGAGAAUCUUGAUCUGGAAUGGCCAAGCUUGGAUUGAUUUUGCCUAUACUUCGCCUAAUAGAUCUGAGAUAUGUGAUCCAAAACCAUCACCUAUGAGUUACUUGCCAAAUGAACACAUCUGUGGAAGGCCGCUGGGCCUCCGGUUUGACAAGAAAACAGGCGAUUUAUACAUUGCGGAUGCAUAUCUUGGGCUUUUGAAAGUGGGGCCAGAAGGUGGUUUGGCAACUUCACUUACAACUGAGGCAGAAGGGGUACCAUUAAGGUUUACUAAUGAUCUUGACAUUGAUGAAGAAGGCAAUGUCUAUUUUACUGAUAGUAGCACCAAGUACCAAAGGAGGAACUUCCUUCAGUUGGUUUUCUCAGGAGAUGAUUCUGGGAGGGUUCUAAAAUACAACCCAACCACCAAGGAAACAACUGUUCUUGAAAGGAAUCUCCAAUUUCCGAAUGGUGUUUCUUUGAGCAAAGAUGGUUCCUUCUUUGUUUUUUGUGAAGGAUCUAAGGGCAGAUUACGCAAGUAUUGGUUGAAAGGUGAGAAGGCAGGGACUUCAGAAGUGUUUGCUGUGCUGUCUGGCUUUCCUGAUAAUGUCAGAACUAAUGAUAAUGGUGAAUUUUGGGUAGCACUCCACUGUCGCAGGUCCAUGUACACAUAUUUUUGUGCCUUAUUCCCAAAAAUUAGAAAAGUGAUACUCAGUCUUCCCAUUUCGGCUAAGAUUCAGUUCCUCAUUCACAUUGGGGGAUGGCCUCAUGGAGUUGUUGCCAAGUACAGCCCAGAGGGUAAGCUUUUGCAGAUUUUGGAAGAUAGUACAGGGAAGGUUGUUAAAGCUGUCAGUGAAGUGGAAGAAAAGGAUGGAAAACUAUGGAUGGGAAGUGUUUUGAUGCCCUUCAUUGCAGUCUAUGACCUACCAUAAGAAAGAGCUUGUUUUUGCACUCAUUUUUCAUCGUUCUUCAUUCUUGCUCUAGAGGUUUCUUCUUCAGAAACUUCAACCGAUCACCCCUCUUUCCCUUCCAUAUUUCCAACUUUAUAGUCAAAAACGCAAAUGUUGAGGACUGGGAUUGUCCAUGUAUCUUGGUACCUGUAGCUACAUGAAAAUGUACGCGUCCAUAAUCACUUUGUUCCAGUAUACGUGCGUUUAUAACGGCUUUGUUUCACCAUUCGUGCUCACUUGUAUCGCUUCCGAAUUUGAGAAGUAUAACAUUGUUCCAACUAAAUGAAGCAAG
This is a messenger RNA of Argentina anserina (silverweed cinquefoil), 1778 nucleotides long. Its product is annotated as protein STRICTOSIDINE SYNTHASE-LIKE 3. NCBI's taxonomy places the organism in Eukaryota, Viridiplantae, Streptophyta, Magnoliopsida, Rosales, Rosaceae. Gene Ontology annotation, molecular function: hydrolase activity; strictosidine synthase activity. Gene Ontology annotation, biological process: biosynthetic process. Gene Ontology annotation, cellular component: endomembrane system. Bases 293 to 1468 code for a protein of 391 amino acids. The transcript has 4 exons. The record is from RefSeq and is a predicted model, not a curated record.